UUCGGAAUCCUCACAACAAACAAUGCAAACACCAAGUUUUCCUGCAUCGCAUCGCAUCGCAACAUCUUGCCCAUCUCCACCACCAACCAUGCAAUAAAUAACCACAAUGUCGCUCUACUACGACGCCGUGUCUAUGCUCACGGCGCCUGCCACCGGCGGCUCUUUCAAAUCGCGCAUCUACACCGCGCGCAACAUCAAGUCCUCCCCGGCGCAAGUCUACGCCCUGAUCAUCGAAGCUUCAAAAUGGGACAUUCUCCUCAAAGAAGUCAUUGAGGCUGCAGGGAUCCUGAAACUGGAACCAAAGCUAACCCCCCUCCUCUCCCUCCUCCUCGUCCACGACCACCUCCUCACUAAAUCCGGCCUCGCCGCAACCUCCACCCACCCCCUCCGCCUCGCCAUCGAGCGUCACAAAACCCGUCUCCGCGGCGAAUUCACCAAAGCGCGCGUCCGUCGCGGCUGCGCCUCCAUCCCGGACCUCAAAGAUGCAAUCCAAAAGGAAAAACUCGCCCUCCAAGGCCCCCUCACAUCCAUCUACCCCCGCUGGGUCCGCAUCAACAACAUCCUCACCACCAUGUCGCACCAACUGUCCACCACCUUCGCGGGCUACGAGCGCGUCCAUACCCUCGCGGACCUCGUCAUCCCCGGCCGCAAAACCAUGCUCAUCGACCCCCACGUACCCGACCUAAUCGCCGUGGCACCCGGCACGGAAUUCAUCACCUCAGCAGCGUACAAGAACGGCGAAAUCAUCCUCCAAGAUAAAGCCAGUUGCUUCCCGGCAUAUCUCCUCAUCGGCGACAACACAUGGACCGAAGGCGGACUAUUAGACGGAUGCGCCGCCCCAGGCAACAAAACCACCCACAUGGCCUCCCUCCUCUCCAAAUCCUCCCCCACCGAAAACUCCCAAACCAAAGAAACCCAGGAAAAAUACCACGUCUACUCAAUGGACCAAUCGCAACUCCGCGCCAAAACCCUCCAGAAGAUGGUCACCACCGCCGGCGCCGAUAAAAUGGUCACCGUGCUCGCAGGACAAGACUUCCUCGCCCUCGACCCGCAAGAUCCCCGCUUCGAGAACGUCAGCGGUCUUCUCCUCGACCCUAGUUGCUCGGGAAGUGGUAUCAUCGGCCGAGAUGAUGUCCCUAAGCUCGUUCUCCCGGAAUCCACCUCCAGUUCAUCUACAUCUUUCUCCGCAGGCGGCAAAAAACGCAAACGCAGACCCGACGACGAAGGCACAAGCAACCGAACCAAAACCCCCACAACCCCCACCCCCACCUCCGCAACCGACGAAAACGACGUUUCCGUCUCCGGAACAGAUACCGAGCGACUGGUUAAACUCUCCAAUCUGCAGACGCGGAUCGUGGAACACGCGCUGAGUUUCCCGGCCGCGACGCGGGUGACGUAUAGUACGUGCUCGAUCCAUUUAUUGGAGAAUGAGGCGGUGGUGUCAAGGAUCUUGGCGUCGGAGGUGGCGAAGAGGCGGAGGUGGAGGGUGUUGAGGAGGGAGGAGCAGCCGGUGGGCAUGAGGAAGUGGAAGUAUAGGGGGAUUAGGAAGGAUCGGGGGGAGGGUGAGGGUGGGAAGGGGGUGGAGGUGGAUGUGAAUUUGUCGGAUGAGGAGUUGGAGGGGUGUUUAAGGUGUUGGCCUGGGGAUGAAGAGGGGACGGGAGGGUUCUUUGUGGCCGGGUUUGUGAGGGAUGGAGAUGUUGAAGAUGGGAAUGGGGCUGAGUAUCAACGUAAGGAUCAGGGUCAAGAUCAGGACGAUGAUGACGAGGAAGAGGAGGAUGACGAGUGGGAGGGAUUCUCGGAUUGA
Molecule: messenger RNA, 1804 nt
Organism: Aspergillus ibericus CBS 121593
Lineage: Eukaryota; Fungi; Ascomycota; Eurotiomycetes; Eurotiales; Aspergillaceae
Product: rRNA (cytosine-C5-)-methyltransferase RCM1
Exons: 2
Coding region: 107-1804 (565 amino acids)
Biological process (GO): rRNA base methylation
Cellular component (GO): nucleolus
Molecular function (GO): methyltransferase activity
Source: RefSeq, a predicted model, not a curated record